AUGCCCAUCAAUCAAGGUCUCAUGAAACGCAACCCAGAUCUCACUCCAGAGCAAUUUUCAGAAUCAUGGUACAAAGAUCACCGUCCUCUACUCGUUCCAUAUUUCCUUAGCUGUGGUAUAACGUAUUACGCUCAAAUCCACGCACCCCUCUCAACUACAUCCCCAGACAUAGACAUAUCAGAAUGGUCUGGAGCAGCAGAAAUGCCAUCUGAAGACGUGCUCAAGAUCUGGGCUCUAUCGACUCUCGUCCCGCAAUGGAAACAAGACUACUAUGACGAAGUAAUUCGUGCAGAUGAAAUUAGAUUGUUGGGUAUGUUGGCACAUGAACAGAUUUUGCAAGUCGGACCCGGGACUGUGAAGGGUGAGAGGAAGAUUUUGAUUAAGGAUGGGAAAGCAGUUGUUGAAGUGCCGGAAGGCGCUUGGGAAGUUUGGAGGACUUAUGAGAAAAGAGGAGAGGGACUCGAGAAGUCAAGGUGA
This is a messenger RNA of Mollisia scopiformis, 477 nucleotides long. RefSeq lists its product as uncharacterized. NCBI's taxonomy places the organism in Eukaryota, Fungi, Ascomycota, Leotiomycetes, Helotiales, Mollisiaceae. Gene Ontology annotation, molecular function: oxidoreductase activity. The coding region runs from base 1 to 477 and encodes 158 amino acids. The record is from RefSeq and is a predicted model, not a curated record. The transcript is spliced from 3 exons.